Messenger RNA from Rubroshorea leprosula, 1600 nucleotides. The record is from the annotation of a GenBank genome assembly. NCBI's taxonomy places the organism in Eukaryota, Viridiplantae, Streptophyta, Magnoliopsida, Malvales, Dipterocarpaceae.
AGCUGAUUACUACUCAUUACCCUCCAAAUUCCUGAAUAAAUAAAAAAUAAUUUGUGAGAAAAUUGCAAAAGUACAGUUACGACCGUCCGUUGAUGAUGAGUUCAUCCACAACCUUGAGCUUCUCUCACCUUACUCCCUCCACUUCAAUUUCUUCACUUGAAUUCAAAUUGAAUUUCACCUCCGUUUCACAACGGUCCUCUCGCCCAACCCCAACCGUUGAAUCUCGCGCCAAGCCCCUCGCCGCUUCUUCUUCUUCUUCUUCUUCUUCUUCCUGCAUCAACGACGGUUCAGGGCAAAAUCUAUUUUACGCAACGACUAGGAGAAAAGGACUGACCUUUAUCGCCAGUGUGCCAUUUGUUCUUCCUCUGCACGAAUUUGUGGACAAUUUUGGUGCUAAGGCAGCAGUGCCAGGUUUGAGUGACUAUGUGGCUGUAAAGGAAGAGAUAAGGAAGGUGGUAUCCAAGGGAAAGGCUGCGGGUGUACUUCGUCUAGUAUUUCAUGAUGCGGGAACGUUUGAAAAAGGUGACAAUUCAGGUGGUAUGAAUGGUUCUAUACGUUAUGAACUUGAAAGACCCGAAAAUGCAGGCCUUAAAAAAUCUUUGAAGAUUCUAGAGAAAGCAAAGAAAGAGAUGGAUGCAAUACAACCAGUAUCAUGGGCUGACAUGAUUGCUUUGGGUGGAGCUGAAGCGGUUUCAGUUUGUGGAGGUCCUGCAAUCCCUGUUCCAUUAGGCAGACUGGAUUCUUUGGAGCCUGAUCCUGAAGGGAAACUACCUGAAGAAUCUCUUGAUGCUUCUGGUUUGAAGCAAUGCUUUCAAAGAAAGGGCUUCUCAACACAGGAGUUGGUUGCUUUGUCUGGAGCCCACACUCUUGGGAGUAAAGGCUUUGGAAACCCAACUGUUUUUGAUAAUUCGUACUUCAAAAUCCUUUUGGAGAAACCUUGGAAAUCUUCAACUGGUAUGGCAAGCAUGAUUGGGCUUCCUUCAGACCAUGCCAUUGUUGAGGACGACGAAUGCUUAAGAUGGAUCACGAAAUAUGCAGACGAUCAGAGUACAUUCUUCCAAGAUUUCAAAAAUGCUUAUAUUAAACUGGUAAAUUCCGGUGCAAGAUGGAAACAAUUAUGAUGAUCUUUGGCAAUAUACCUUGCUAUCUUCCCUUGAUUUAUCAUUUUUGACCCAGUUUUCUUGAUUAAUCAUGAUAUAGUUAUAUUUGCGUAAAUAUAAUUUUGUAGGUAAGGAUGGAUUUCCUUCAUAGCAUUCAAAUUGAUUACCUUAAGAAUGAAAACUCCUGUGGGACUUAAGUGAAUCUAAAUCCCAUAUUUUAGGACAAAAGUCACAAAACAAUGAUUAUGUCCAAAUUUUUCCUGGCUUUGGGUCAAAACAAGGCCCCCUCUGUCUUUUUAAUCGUCCAUCGUCCGGGGACUAACUGGGAUUACGUAGAAGACAAGGUUUGCUGGUCCGGACUGGAAAAAUCAUUUCCAAUGUGAUGACUUUGUCCAAGUUUCUGCAUGUGGUAAUCAUUUCCUAUUUUCAUUGUUUUCCCAGAAAAUUAGUGCUACUUAGAAUCUAGAAAGGAAAAAGGGUAAAAAAUUCUGACACCAUUC